AUGAUCGGCACCAACACAGCAGCACAUAUCGGCCGAUGUGCCGUGGCCGGUAUGGCCGAGUGGCGGACCUGCGCAUCACCGAGCAGGCGAUUCGCAAGGCUCACGCAGCUUGCAGAAUCUGAGGAUAUCGACAUGUCUCUCUACGUCGAUGACGACCGCCGACGCGACAGGUCGCGCUCGCGUGACCGUCGUUCCCGCAACGAUCCCCCGGAGAGACCUCCGUACGGCGAUGUGAGGGAGCCUUCAUAUGUCUACCCCGAAGACGAUCUCGACAGCCGGUACCAGCCGCGUGAAACGAACCAGGGUGGUGGCGUGCCUUACCCAGUAGAGGGGGGCAUUCACCAAAUGUUACCUGGGGAAGACAGGCUGUACAAUUACGAAGACUACCAGCCCGCGAAACGUGUUGCAUCACCGUACCGAAGCUCCCGCGAAAAAGACGAACGCAAAUCAUAUCCAGGAGCGUUCCCGGACGACGACCAGGGACCACCCCAGGUCGUCACAGCCGAGCCGCGGGAGUCCAAGCUGGAGAGACGAGAGCGGAAGGCACGAGAGCAAGAAGGCGAUAGUGGACGACGAAGCCGGUACUCCGCGGCGAAGGAUGAGCGUGUCUCCGAAGACGAAAGACUCAAGUUUCUACCCGCAAAGUACAGCGUGCCAUCGAGCCCCGCCAACGACAAACCAAGGGACAGACCCGGCAGACAAGAUCUCGACGAUGACAAGUUCAGUUUCCUCCCCUUCAAGUACAAGGGCAGAAAGGACGAUGAUGAUUCUCAUUCAUCUGGUCGCGAAGACAAACUCGAGCGACGGAGACGCAAGAAGGAGCGCGAUGAGGACGACCUGGCUUACGGUAAGCUUUCGGGCCCGUCGCGAUCGGAGAGGGCGAAUUCGCCCCAAACCUAUGGGAGCUACUUGACAGGGUCCCAGUGGGAGGAUCGACCUUCUUCCAAGUAUCCUGUGGACGACCCGCGGCGACGGGCGCUGAGUCCACGCCCAAUCAGUUCACGCCCAGUAAGCCCUGCUGCUGAAGACCCCAGGAGAUCUGCUCGCUUUGAGGACUACCGCGAUCAAGACCCUCGUCGAUCACGACCUGACGUUCUUACCGUCGACCCAAGCGACAGGAAUAGGGAGUCAUCUCGCGACCGUCGCCGAGACAGGUCCCCCAACCCCGCCGGCUUGACAGUGGACACCGGCCAUCAUGAGCGUGAAAGAUCCAGGGACCGGCGAAGUACACGCGACAGAUCGCCUCAGCCGCCGACGGGGCGCAUGUCCACUCUGACGGUCGAUACGGGCCGACCGUCCAACAUGUCACUCGCUGCUGCUCCUCCCUCGCCGCUUCUGGAGUCCUACCGCGGCACGUACCAGGACUGCUCGCCCAUGCCCUCGCCUCUGCUACUCCCCUCUGGCCACCCGAGCGACGACCCCAGGAUUUUGGAAGCAAUCUCCCCCAUCGGAUCUGACAACGAGCUCGAUGACAAAAAGCGUAGCAGACGGGCCCGAUUCCACGACGCUGAAGACAUCACAACCCGCUUGGCCAAUGCUCUGAAAGGUGAUGGCCCGCCUGACAAGCGAGUACUCACCGAGAUCCUGCCAAGCCUGACGCACGAGCAGGUCAUGAACUUGCGAGCAGACUACAAGAGCCUUGUCAAGACCGGAUCUCACCGCAAGGGUGUUAACAUCGCGAAACACAUUCGGGCCCGUCUCAAGGAUGAGAACCCCAACCUUAUGAAGGCAUGCUACUCUGUAGCACUCGGUAUGUGGGAGAGUGAGAGCUACUGGGCCAAUUUCUGGUAUCAAGGCGACAAGACCCGCCGUGAGCUGCUUAUUGAGUCGUUGAUGGGUCGCACGAACGAAGAGAUUCGACAGAUCAAGAGCGCCUUUACGGACAAGAAAUACGACAACAGUCUCACAAAGUGCAUGAAAACCGAACUCAAGGAAGACAAGUUCAAAAAGGCCGUCCUCAUGGUGCUGGAGGAGCGCAGGAUGGACGAUUACGACCACAACGGUCGCAAGAUCCCUCUUGAUUACAAGUUGGUGGACGAAGACGUUCACAGUCUGCGCCAAGCCAUCAAGGCUGAAAAGGGAGGCGAGAGUCUGAUGAUCUCCAUUGUUGUGCAACGCAGCGACAACCAUCUACGUGAAGUGCUGAAGGAGUACGAUCAUGUGUACCGCGCCAACUUCGCUCGGGACUCACUGAAGAAGAGCACAAACUUGGUUGGCGAACUCCUGGCACACAUCCUCAACGGCGUCAUCAACCGCCCCGUCCGCGACGCUUUACUCCUCCACCACGCCAUCUCCACGUCACGCAAGGAUGAGCUGCGCCACGAGCUGCUGACCUCGCGGCUUGUGCGGAUUCACUGGGACGCUGCCCACAUGUCUGCGGUCCGCAAGGCCUACCGGUCACGCUACGAGAGAGAGCUACAGGAGGCCGUCGCAGAGUCCACAAGCGGGCAAUGGGGUGCUUUCUGCGAGGAGCUCUGCAUCGCGAGGGUGCCAAACGAUGUAAGGCGCGUGGAAAGGGUUUCCUCACGUCGAUAG
Emericellopsis cladophorae is the source of this 2535-nucleotide messenger RNA. Its product is annotated as Annexin A7-like protein. Gene Ontology annotation, cellular component: cytoplasm. The transcript is spliced from 4 exons. The record is from RefSeq and is a predicted model, not a curated record. Gene Ontology annotation, molecular function: calcium ion binding; calcium-dependent phospholipid binding. The coding region runs from base 1 to 2535 and encodes 844 amino acids. Lineage: Eukaryota; Fungi; Ascomycota; Sordariomycetes; Hypocreales; Bionectriaceae.